This is a messenger RNA of Monopterus albus (swamp eel), 1074 nucleotides long. Its product is annotated as snRNA-activating protein complex subunit 1-like. The record is from RefSeq and is a predicted model, not a curated record. Gene Ontology annotation, molecular function: sequence-specific DNA binding. Lineage: Eukaryota; Metazoa; Chordata; Actinopteri; Synbranchiformes; Synbranchidae. Bases 1 to 1074 code for a protein of 357 amino acids. Gene Ontology annotation, cellular component: snRNA-activating protein complex. Gene Ontology annotation, biological process: snRNA transcription by RNA polymerase III; snRNA transcription by RNA polymerase II. The transcript has a single exon.
AUGCCUCGUUUCCGCACUUACGAGGAGUUCUUCUACCCACCUCUGACAGAAGAUGUGGAGAAACUCCUGGCUUGUUUCCAGCAGGCGGGAUCAGUGAGAUAUCAGGUGUUUUCAGCCAUUUGGAGGGAGAUGGGCUUCUCAGAUAUCUUCAGAGGUAUCUGCGGUACGGGUGAGAUGAAGAGAUUCUGCAGAGUAACAUUAGCCACAGCCAUGAAGUACUUCCUGCCUCCAUACAGCUACCAGAUUCGAGUUGGAGGCUUGUAUUUGAUGUUUGGUUUUUACCACACACAACUUGCCAUGACGCCUGUGAAGAUCAGACUCGCCUUGAAGGACUGGGAUCAAGUUCAGACGUUUGUAAAAGACUCUGUGGACGCUGGGCAUCAUGAUGUGGUUUAUAUAUACAAGAAGCUUGUUGCAACCAAAGCCAUACACUACACCGCCAUGCCACAUUUUCUCACCUUCCAAAAGCAGAGGAAACCAAAGAGGGAACCUCUGUGUGCAGAGUUUCUGAUGAAGAGCACGGCAGUGCAGGAGCUCAUCUCUGCAGACCUCCUGGAGGAACUGACCCACAUCCAGAGAUACUAUGAUCAGCUGAAGGAGACCACUGUGGAGGUCAGCUCCCAGGUCAACAUAGUCCAUCGAGACUUUGCCUCCCGCCUCAAAGACUGCGUGUCAGAGUUCACCGCUUGGCAGCAGAAGUCUUUAUCGCUGGUUAGUAAAGACAAGACCUCUGGAGCUGAUGAGGAGAGGCCAGCUGAAGACGAAUCUAGCAGCAACAGGGCCAGGCUCCUGUCCUCCAUCAAGCACAAGAGCUACAGCAGCUUCCAAGACGUGCCCAAGUCCCGGAGGCACCGCCAGGCCGAGACAGUGGACUUCUCAGGCUCAGAGGCUGAGCAGGUUCCACCAACUGUACUUCAGAGAAGGAAGCAUAUAUCGCUGAGGGCCCGGACCUGGAGGAGUCUCGGGGUGGUGCAGGAGAGGAGCAGGCACCAAGACUGGCUCCUGAGUACUCCUGACACAGAGGACAAGGUACCUGUGAAAAGGACCAGCCAUGUAGUUCCCUACAAACUGUGA